Drosophila willistoni is the source of this 521-nucleotide messenger RNA. RefSeq lists its product as uncharacterized. The transcript is spliced from 3 exons. NCBI's taxonomy places the organism in Eukaryota, Metazoa, Arthropoda, Insecta, Diptera, Drosophilidae. The record is from RefSeq and is a predicted model, not a curated record. Bases 90 to 410 code for a protein of 106 amino acids.
CAACUUGGAAUUGUUUUUAACACAAAACACACUCACUUGGCAAAAAAAAAAAAACGAAGCACACACACACACACACAAACUCACCCAGCAUGGAGUCAUUCCGUUCCGGCAGAUUUGUGGCCAUCGAGAAGGGUAAAUCGACUGCUGAGCAAGAGAGUCCAUUAAGAGAUUGUGGUCAGAGGAGCAUUUCCUCAGCCCUGCUUAUACGUGGCAUUCUGUUGGUGUUGCUCUUCAAUAUGUGUUUGGUUACCAUUCUGCUCGGUGGUUAUGUGUAUCUGAGUUCGUUGACCCUGGAGCAACAGAAUUAUUUAACAAAUGCCGCGUUUGUGGUUGUUGGUGGGGUUGCUUUUGUGACCCUACUUCUAAUCGGGGACUUGUCCAAGGACAGGCCAAAUUUCUAUUACAUUUAAGAUUAGCUAUAUGGAUGUCGCCUGCUGCCCGUCAGAUCCUUGCCAUUCAAGUGUAUAUAAACUUAAUAAAAAAAUUUCGCUUUCAUGCCGGACUAAUUUGAUUAAAACAAA